GUAAUUGAAAUGCAAUAAGGGAACAUAUAGAUUAUCCAGUUAACUAUUCAAUUGUCAUUCAAUUAACGGGGCUUUUUUUUAAAUCAGUUCUAUAGUGAUACAUAUAUAAUAAAUAUUUAAAUUAAAAGUGCUCAUCAAUUGUUUUUUUACAAAGAAACAAGAUAAAGUAAGUUUGUAUGCCAUUUAUUUAACUUGGAUUUUUUUUUCUUAAAAUUUCUUUUAUUUGACUACUUUUAAUUAGAAAUGAAAACAAAACGUUCCACUAGUAAAAUACGGAAUUCUGAACCGAUAGACGAUAUACUACGUCAUGUAGGAACUAAACAAUAUUUAUUUUUGGAAACACAUAUUUGUACAAUUUAUCGAGUAACAUGUGCACCUGGAGAAACAUUUAGUGAAUCAAAAGCAUUAUCAUUAAUAGAGAAAUAUCAUCGUAAAAGACAAGCACAUUGUAAUGCUGGUUUAUUGGAAGAUCGAUUUAGUUUGGAACGUACAAAAACUACUGGAAAAAUACCAUUUCGUCCAUGGGUAUCAUAUAAAGAAAUUAUGCAUUUUUAUGUAAGUCAUUCUAAACCGGAAUUCUUUGCAUUAUGUAUUGAUUCACAACGAAGUUUACAAAAAUAUUAUGAAAUAUACAAAUGUAAGAGUGCAGCAAAUGUUAGAAAAGUUGAAGAAUUAAUGAGACGUGCAAUGAAUGAUCCAGACAAAAAACUACAUGAUGUUAAUGCAUUAAGACAAGUAGCGGUGAAAGAUAGUGACCGAAUACGUUCCCUGCCGAAUUUUGAAGAAGAAAAUAUACGUGAUACUAUGGUUGAAGAUAGAUCUCCCUCACCACCAUAUCAGUAUCCAUCACCACCACCAGUACGUCAGUUACCUUCUCCUGUGAUGGUAGCCCCUGUAAGACAAGUCCCUGUGUACAAUGCAGCAUCACCUAGCCCAGUAAUUAAUUUUGAACGUUAUAAUGUUGAUGAUCUGGAAAAUGUCACGUAUAUCAAACUGGAUCCUAACAGAGGUCCAAUGAUUGAUAAAGAAGGACCAAUUUAUAUGUUUUUUUCAAGGCAGAAAAACAAUCAAAGUGAACCAAAUCUUUACAAUAAUUAUGUUAAUCAUGAUUCACCAACUUGGAACAGAAGAACUAAAAACUCUAAUGUAAUGUACUCACCAUGAUAAAACAAAGUCAUAUUCUAAUGAAUAGUAUCCUAGAUUUUAAUUUCCAUCAUAAAGAUUCACUAGCUUCUAUACAUGCACAACUAAGAGAAUAACAUAAAAUGAUGAAAUUAACGGAAGAAGUUCACUUCUUUGAUUACAGUAUACAAUUAAUUUUCAGCUUUACCUACUUGUUUCAUACUGUUGUAGCUUUAUGCUUCCUUUAUUUUAAAAAC
Molecule: messenger RNA, 1379 nt
Organism: Schistosoma margrebowiei
Lineage: Eukaryota; Metazoa; Platyhelminthes; Trematoda; Strigeidida; Schistosomatidae
Source: the annotation of a GenBank genome assembly